This is a messenger RNA of Coregonus clupeaformis (lake whitefish), 4253 nucleotides long. Its product is annotated as taste receptor type 1 member 3-like. The transcript has 8 exons. Gene Ontology annotation, molecular function: G protein-coupled receptor activity. The record is from RefSeq and is a predicted model, not a curated record. Gene Ontology annotation, cellular component: membrane. Bases 1521 to 4106 code for a protein of 861 amino acids. Gene Ontology annotation, biological process: G protein-coupled receptor signaling pathway; sensory perception of sweet taste; sensory perception of umami taste. NCBI's taxonomy places the organism in Eukaryota, Metazoa, Chordata, Actinopteri, Salmoniformes, Salmonidae.
UGUAGAAUAUGGCUGUAAUGUAACAAAAUAUGGAAAAGUGGUCUUAAUACUUUCCGAAUGCACAGUAUAUGAACAGAAAUGUAAAACACUCUGUUUUAUAGCAUUUUCACUUUAGUUCACUUUAUAUCACAAACUGAUUACAAAAAAGAAAUAGUAGCAUGGCGUAAAAAAGAAAAACGUGGGUGGAAAGUAGACAAACUGUACUAAAGUGAAACAUCAAGCAUGUGUCUGCUCAAGUCAAGAUCUCGGACAAGAUAGAGGAAAGACUACAGUACCUGUUUUAACUAGUGUCCAAACACACCUAUACACUGUCUGUUUGACAGAUCAUAUGUCACCCAAUUAAAGAGCUGUGAAUAAGUACAUUUAAGUACAGCCCUAUUAUAUACAGUACAAAGGUGAAGUUAUCACACUGAUCACUACAGUGAGUAACACUUUUUCAAGGGAGCGUGUUAAGGUUAAAAGUGUUUAUUUGUUUCAUGCAAAAUACCUGAAGAACCUGGAAAUGUGAUGUUCUGUCUUGAUGCAAAUGCACAAAUUAAAUGGCAUGCAAAGGUUAAUGCAAAAUACUGGGAGUAUCCGGGCUGAAUACAAAUAUGCAAACGUCAUAGAGAGAGAAAACAUAAACUUUCAACUGUCACACUUCAACUCCAAUUCCAACUUAACCUUAAGAUUAUAAUGGUAGAAGUAUGCUAAUAUUGACUUUGGAAAAUGUUAAACAACUUGUACUAACAGAGUGGUAUCGGCAGCAGAAAAGGACAGGAGAGAGACAAACAGGUUUCUGUUGAUUUGCCACCUGACACCUGAUUUUCCUAAAUAUUAUAUGCCUAUGAAAUGAAGACACCACAGGAACUCAUCAAACACACACAAGGCCACCUGUGAGGUUUCACUGUCUUAUAUAAACUGUGCAAAUUAUGCAUGUGGUAUUAAAGCGCUCAUCUCUUCUAACCUCCCCUAACCACACACCAUACUGACUAGGCCUAAUCAGCCAACCACAAGCUAAUGUCAGGGAAAUACUCUGGAAAAGUCUGACAAGAACCUGUCACCUGGUAAUUUCCAUAUGUUUGUGUCUUGUUUCAAACAUCUUCAAUGUGUACCACAAAUGUAAAUGCACCUCCGGCAUCAUGUUGAAAGCAACGGCACACCUGUGGUGAGGCUUGUACUCUGGCACAGGGCAGCCUGGCCCCACAUCCUUUAUUCACUACCCAUCAUAACACAGGAGACACAGGAGGUACAGACAGACUGAGAGUACAGCUCUCCCCAUCGACUCGCUGGACUGUGAAGGUAUUCGUACAGGUGAGCUUCUCCAUUACUCUGUAACUGGUUGUAUGGCAAAUUACCUUUCUCUUGCAGCAUCAGCUGACUCCUCACUUUCUCCUGGCCUCUGUCUCUUCUUUCUCAGUCCCUCUCACCCUUUCUCUUUCUCUCAAUGCAUCUUUCUACACUGGCAUUCACCGAUGCCUGCUUUAAGUUCUCUGUGAUGUUUGCCAUGACCCCUAGCCUGUCUCCCUGCCCUCAGCAGCAUGGUGGUGCCAUUGAGACUGCUGGUUCUAUGCUGGGUGUUUGGAGCAGGUUGUAGUCAGAGCUCUCCACCAUGGUUCCAGAACAUCACUACCAACCUGUUCAACUCCUCAGGAGACAUCCUCCUCGGGGGGCUCUUCCCCAUUAACGAGCUCACCAGCAACCUGAGCUACAGAGUAAAGCCGGACAACAUUAGCUGUGACAGGCUGGGCUAUGAGAUCUUCGACACCUGCAAGCAGUCUGCCGUCAUCGUGAAGCCCACUGUCCUCUUCCUCACUGAGGACUCCAGCCGAGAGCUGGCCGUCAAGUGUAACUACACAGACUACGUAUCCCGUGUGGUGGCUGUCAUCGGCCCAUCCACCUCAGAGAUGGUCUCAGUUAUAGGACAACUACUGGGAUUCUUCCUCAUGCCACAGAUCAGCUACCUCGCAACUAGUGACAAGUUCAGUGACAAGAGUAUGUACCCAUCGUUCCUGCGCACCGUGCCCAGUGACAAGAGGCAGGUGGAGGCCAUGGUGCAUCUGCUGAACAGGUUCCAGUGGAACUGGGUGGCCGUGGUGGGCAGUGAGGAUGAGUAUGGACGCCAGGGCCAGCGCCAGUUCUCCACCCUGGCAGCAAAGAGCUCCAUUUGUGUUGGGUACGAGGGGUUAAUCCCUACCUACAGCGACCCACAGCCAGUGGUCAGAGAGAUCCUGGACCACAUCGCAGAGACCAAGGUGGGAGUGGUGGUGGUCUUUUCCCUCUCCCAGCCUGCCAGAGCCUUCUUCACUGAGGUGAUCAGGAGGAAUCUGACAGGGGUGUGGGUGGCCAGCGAUGAUUGGGCCCUGCACAGAGACGUAUCAACUCUCCCAAACAUCCACACUGUGGGCACUAUCAUCGCCUUCGCAGUCCAGAGCCAGACCCUGACCCUGCUCACACCCUACACCAGGGAAGUCUUCUCCAGGAUCAGAGAGGAGAUGGCCAGGCAGUCCAUACAAGGUCCAGAUACAGAGUCAACCUAUGGUAUGAACCAGUGCCCAGACUGCUGGAACCUGUCCCCAGACAACAUGAGUCUAGUGACAGAGCCCAUACUGCAGAGGACAGCUUUCAGUGUCUAUGCUGCCAUCUACAGUGUUGCACACGCACUGCAUAACAUGCUCCGGUGCAAUGCCAAUAGCUGCCUUAGGGGCGCUAAAAGCAAAGUCUAUCCCUGGCAGCUGUUGGAGGUGCUGAAGAAGGUAAACUUCAGUCUAAAUGGAAGUCAUUUUGAGUUUGACAGUAAUGGAAACCCAAACAUUGGCUACAACGUACUACAGUGGGUCUGGGGAAACAACAGUCUGAGUUUCAAAGAUGUCGGCACUUUCUAUGAGAACCUGUCAAUUAACAACACCCUCAUCCAAUGGCAUACAGGCAGUACUAAGGCCCCUGAGUCUACCUGUUCCUCUGAAUGUGGCCCUGGCCAGGUGCACAGAGUGAAAGGCUUCCAUUCCUGCUGCUAUGACUGUAUUGAAUGUUUACCGGGCACCUUCCAGAAUGGCACAAUGGACAUCCAGUGUACCCAGUGUCUAGAGGGCCAGUGGUCCCUGGUACGUAGCACCAACUGCACCGAACCUACCUUUGACUUCCUUACCUGGAGCCAGCCUGAGUCCCUGGUGUUGCUGCUGGCCAUACUGGUGCUGCUGGCCUGUCAGGGAGCUGUGGGGUUCCUGCUCCUGCAGCACCGGGGGUCUCCACUGGUGAGGGCCUCUGGGGGGCCCCUGGGUGGUGUGGCCCUGCUCAGCCUGAUGGGGGGCUGUGCCUGCCUGCUGCUGUUCCUGGGCCAGCCGGGGGAGGUGGUGUGUCGUCUGCAGCUUCCCCUCAACUCCAUUUUCCACACGGUCACCCUGUCCACCAUCCUAGCCAACUCACUGCAGAUUGUGUAUGUGACAGAGUUCCCUGGGAAAGUUCAUUUUCAUCUGGAUACACUAAGAGGCCCUGGAGGCUGGCUGCUGGUAUUGGCCUGCUGUGGUGUGCAGGCAGGGAUCUGUGGCUACUAUGUCCAGGAAGGGCCCUCUCUAUCCCAGUACCUGGCCAAGAUGAAGGUGACCUUUGUGAGGAAGUUCCUGCGAUGCCCUGUGGAGCCCAUUUUAGGUCUGGGCCUGAUGCAGGGCUUCAAUGGCCUCCUGGCCCUCAUAUCCUUCAUGUGCACCUUCAUGGCUGUGAAGACCGUUCGACAGUACAACCUGGCCAGAGAUAUCACCUUCUCCACCCUGACCUACUGUGUGGUUUGGGUGGUCUUUAUCCCCAUCUACACCGGUCUGAAUGACAAGGAUCGCUCCAUCAUUCAUGUAUCUGUCAGUUUGCUCAGUAACAUGGGGCUGAUGGUGGCCUACUAUCUGCCAAAAUGUCACCUGCUGCUGAAGAAACCUGAGCUCAACACAGCAGAGCACUUCCGUACCUUCCUCGAGGGGGCUGAAGCAACUCCUCAGGAGGAACAUGACCAGGGACCUGGAGGGGCGGGACAGGGAUCUGCAGGGGGGGAACAGGGAUCUGCAGGGGGGGGACAGGGAUCUGCAGGGGAGGGACAGGGAUCUGCAGGGAAGGGACAGGGACAGGACCUGGGACGGUGAACUUUAUUCUGUUUAAUGUUUCAAUAAUGUAUUCAGUUUAGUUUGUUAUACAUUUCAUGUGCAUGUAGACUAGUUUGAUUGAAUGAUUGCAAUUAUAUGUCUCUGCUGAAAUUGUGAAACAAUGCAUUAUAAAGACUUGACAAUUGA